Molecule: messenger RNA, 6739 nt
Organism: Neoarius graeffei (lesser salmon catfish)
Lineage: Eukaryota; Metazoa; Chordata; Actinopteri; Siluriformes; Ariidae
Gene: dusp16
Product: dual specificity phosphatase 16
Exons: 7
Coding region: 615-2621 (668 amino acids)
Biological process (GO): protein dephosphorylation; negative regulation of MAPK cascade
Cellular component (GO): cytoplasm; nucleus
Molecular function (GO): MAP kinase tyrosine/serine/threonine phosphatase activity; protein tyrosine/threonine phosphatase activity
Source: RefSeq, a predicted model, not a curated record
AAGUGGAAGUGGGCUUCCAGGGGACAGGCAGUCCAGGGCUGCUCGCUGAAACUCCACCACCUCUCGGUCUGUCCAUCUCAGAGCUGACUAAUAACCACUUGAGCAUGAAGAAGAGAAGCGAGGAGAUGAUGUAAUGGCACUGUGGCUCAGGAGAAAAGCCGUCUUUUGUGUCGUCCGUGCAAUGGUGUGAAAAAAGCCGCCCUCCUCUUUCCCUUCCCCGGCAAACCCCCAAAAAACACAGCCGAGUCUGCUGGAAGUAGGCCGAAGUGAUCUUACUGCUUGGCAAACACACACCCCAUUACCACAUCCAUACUCUCUCAGACAUGCACACAUACGCAUAGUGCACAGAGCAGACGGGGGGGGGGGUUCUGGUUUGGUGUUUUUUUUUUUUUAAGUUCAUAAAGAAAACCCGCUCUCCAUCCAUCUGAUUUUUUUAAACUCCUCUUUUCCUUGCUUUCACUUUUUCACUCUCGCUUUAUUUUUUCAAACUCGCCAGCCAAACGCUAAAAGGGUGACAUCAUCGGCUGCCACUACAAUGGGGUCGUUCUUCUGCUGAAGGCCCUCGCGGGCUACGUCAUCGCACCACAGGAAGAGAGGAGGUAACACUCGGACACAUGGAUAAAGAGGUCAUGGAUAUGGUAGAGCAUGCUGGGACAAGAGCUCUGGCCUCAGUGAGACUAAUCGGGCCUGAAGGCCUCGUGGCCCUGCUGGAGGGUGGACUGGACCGAGUGCUUCUGAUCGACAGCAGGCCCUUCGUGGAUUAUAACACCUCCCACAUCCUCGAGGCAGUCAACGUCAACUGCUCCAAGCUGAUGAAGAGGAGGCUGCAGCAGGACAAGGUGCAGAUCGCUGAGCUUCUGCAGCAUUCGGCCAAGAAGAAGUUGGAACUGCAGAAUCAGGAAGUGGUGGUCUAUGACCAGAGCUCGUCUGACCCCUCCUCCCUGUCAUCAGAGGCCUUCCUGAGCGUCCUAUUGGCCAAACUCGCGAGGAGUUUCCCGUCCGUGCACCUGCUCUCAGGUGGGUUCGUGGAGUUCUCUAACCUCUUCCCGGGUCUGUGUGAGGGAAAGUGUAUGCUGGUGCCGUCCUGUAUCUCACAGCCAUGUCUUCCCAUCAACAGCAGCGGCCCGACACGCAUCCUGCCUCAUCUUUAUCUGGGCUGUCAGAGAGAUGUGCUGAACAGGGAUCUGAUGCAGCAGAACGACAUCGCGUAUGUCCUCAAUGCCAGUAACACAUGCCCCAAACCUGACUUCAUUCCCGAGUCGCACUUCCUGCGUGUACCCGUCAAUGACAGCUUUUGCGAGAAGAUCCUGCCAUGGCUGGACAAAUCUGUGGAGUUCAUAGAAAAGGCGAAAGCUUGUAAUGCCAGAGUUCUAGUCCACUGCCUGGCAGGAAUUUCCCGAUCAGCCACCAUCGCCAUUGCCUACAUCAUGAAGAGGAUGGACAUGUCCUUAGAUGAGGCAUACAGGUUUGUAAAAGAGAAGAGGCCGACCAUCUCGCCCAACUUUAACUUCCUGGGCCAACUGCUUGAUUUUGAGAAGAAAAUCAAGAGCCCUAGUGAAGUGGCAGCUAAGAGUAAGGCAGUACAGGCAGAACUGGCUGACAAACCAAGCCCUGGGCAAGAGAACGAGUGCUGCGCCCCGUGCUCAUCCAGCGGGGUCGGAGUGGAAAGAUCUGCCCUGGCGCCACUAGAGCCUUUGACGCUGCCGUGUGUUCUGGCUGGGGUUCCUGAGGAGCAGCUUCUGGCUCAGGCACUGUGCAGCCUGCAGCUAAGUGAAGAAAUGGAGGACAGCAUGCGCAUGAAGCGCUCCUUCUCUCUGGACAUCAAGUCGUAUGGAGAGCCGAGCGUCGGAGCUCCUUCUUUACGUACGUUUGGCGGUGGAGAGAGCCCAGACUACUACAAACCAUCCUCAUUUAAAGAUCCGUCAGUUAAGCCUUGCCAGUUCUCCCCUGUGGAAGAGGUUUCAGAGCAGUCCACUCCUGAACAGAGUCCGGACAAAGAGCAAGCCGAAGGUCCCACAACCAACAGCAACUCCACCAAAUCCAGUCACUCCAGCAAACCCAAUCAAUCCACGAAGCCCCAGUCUGCGGCCUUGAAGCCCCCUCCUCCACCUGCCUGCCCCCAGCCGCUGCAAAGGAGCGGUAGCAUGGAGGAGACCGCGAGUGCUGCCAGCUUUCUGCUUGGCCUGUCACGCUCGCAGCAGCAGUUGGCCAAAACUGGGUUAGGCGCACUAAAAGGCUGGCACUCCGACAUCCUUCUGGCGCCCGUCACCGGUGGCUGGUACCUCUCGUCCGAGUCAGCACGGUUCUACUCCACCUCAGCCAUUUUCAGCAGCGGAGGCAGCGGAGGAGCUGGAGGCGCACAAAACAGUUUCACGGCGACAUACAGCUGCAGUCAGGGUUUGGAGGCAGUGAGGAGGCGCAGCAGACAGAGGAGCAGCGAACGCGGAGACUCGCGCCGUAGUUGGCACGAAGAGAGCAGCUUCGAGAAGCAACUGAAGCGGCGUAGCUGCCAGAUGGAAUUCGGUGACGGCAUGACCGAGAGCCGCUCCAGAGAGGACCUAGGGAAAGUAGGCAGCCAGUCCAGCUUCUCUGGGAGCAUGGAGGUCAUUGAGGUGUCCUGAAAGAAAAGAUAAUAUGUAUAAUGUGGCUGACUUUGUAAGAAGGAAGAUUUUGCGGGUUAUUUCCCAGCGCAAAAUCUUUUUCAAGUGCUUUCAUGGACAAUAAAGUAGUGGUGCUUUAUAGGCUUUUCUCCACUGACCAAGAAUAUUUUUGUAUUCAUAUAGCUGAAUUUUGCAGGUAAUAAUGUUCACUGAAUGCAGCUCCCUUUUACUGAUCAUUCAAGAGUGGACACACAAACACUUUCAGUUGAUUUUUCUUUCUUUUUUUUGGGUUUCUAUUUUAGUUUUGUUUUAGCUGAGCCUUUUUUUUUUUUGUCAGUGGAUCAGUAUUGAUUAUUUACCAUUUUCCAUCCAUGUUGUGAUUGAUCCAGUAUGUUUGUCAGACUCUAAUACUGAAUCUUGAGCCCAAAACCGAAGCACGAAUGAAGCUGAAAUGGAUUGAAGAUUUUUCUGCAUGCUCUGACAUACCACAAAGGGUGUCUACGUAGCAACUAUACAGUACCUCACGAAUCCAAAUUAAGGGCUUCUCUCUCUCUCUCUCUCUCUCUCUCUCUCUCACUCUGUUCUUUGCUUUGACUCAUGUGUAGCUUUCAAUGGUUAAAAUCUCAGGUCUUAUUUUGAGCAGCAGGAGAAGACAUUUAUCAAGAAGUCCCUUUUGCUUUGAAUCAUGGCAUUAAGAUUUAAAUGCCUGUAACAAGAUUUUUCUCCGAUGUCAGAUGAUCUACAAUCAUCUCUUCACGUCAGAACACAAAGAUUAAAAGCGUAUGUACGUUAGCUGAAUGAAGUGUGGGAGUUCAGGUAUUAGAAGUAGAGGUGGAGCUGGAAAAGGCCAAGUGUUAUGGCUUGUUGUGUAAAUGGUGGGUUGAUUAAGCAAGUGCUGGGGAAGGGGAAGAGGCUGGAACUCUCGUUCAAAAGGCGCAACUCGAUCUCGCCUGAGAUCAGAGCGGAUUAUUGUCCUCUCAAACAAACGUCUUUUUGAGGAUCAAAAACAAACACCUUUUCAAGUUGCAUUCGGAGCUACUCUGCAGUGGAAAACGUCGCACCAUAACGAUUGGACAUCACAAAAAUGUCAUUUGGUGUCAUGGUAUGGCAUCAUUGUCAGUCUGCUACACUGCAGAAGGUGCUCUGACCGUGAGCCAACUCGACAGAUUUGUACUAUUGAUUCAGUCUGGAACACAAAGCAGGCUUUAUCGAACAGGAAAAGCAUAUAAAUGCCGAAAAAGGCGAAAGCCAGACAAGAGUCUAAAAGAUUUGGUUUGCUCUUGCUGUAUUCCAACACACAUUUUCAAUAUCGUAAAGGGUUGCUAGUAAAAUUAGGCAUCUGGUUUAGCAUCAAAAUAUGCAACAGAAGUUGUUCCCAUAACCGAUAAACAAGUUCAGUCAGAUUAAAUUAGCGUUUAUUUUAACACAUUUAAAUCCACACAAGUGUAAAAGAUCAUCUCGGAUAAUAUACCACGUUAUCAAGCCUCAGUCCUACAUUUGAUUAAACACCAUAUCAAAUGUUUGUGGGUCACACAGAUGUUCAGUGUGAAACAUCUGUUUGUCACAUGCAACUCAAACUCAAGUGGCUUUUACAAGUGUUGGGUCACAUGUUUAGUUUUCAAAAAGCAUCACCACGAAAUGAUCACGGUUCAUCCUAAUGGUUUUGCCAGUUCGGAUCUUAUUAACUUUCCGACGCUUUUCAGAAACUAGACCAAGUAUACACUAUGGCCAAAAGUAUGUGAACACCAGCCCAUCACACCAAUCUGUGGUUCUUCCCCAAACUGUUGUCACAAAGUUGGAAGCACAGAAUUGUAUAGAAUGUCUUUGUAUGCUGUAGUGUUACACUUUCCCUUUACUGGAACUAAAAGCUGUUCCAGCAUCACAAUGAUCCUGUCCACAAAGCGAACACCAGGAAGACGUAGCGUACCAAAGUUGGAGUGGAAGAACUUGAGCAUUCUGUACAAAACCCUGACUGAACUCAACUCCACUGAACACCUUUGGGAUGAACUGAAACACUGGCUGAACCCCAGACCGUCUGAUUCAACACCAAAUCCUAACAGUUACACUCCAAAAUCUAGUGGAUGAAGAAGAAGAACCUUUACUUGGUCACAUGUACACUCAAGCACAGUGAAAUUCCUCCUCUGCAUUCAACCCAUCUGAAGCAGUGAACACACACACACACACAGAGCAGUAGGGAGCAGUUGGGGGUUAGGUGCCUUGCUCAAGAGCACUUCAGCCAUGAUACAGAGGGAGGAGGAAGUGCUGUUCAUUCACUCAAUGUUUCCUGCCAAUCCCAGGAAUCAAACCAGCAACCCUUUGGGCCCAAGGCUGCUUCUCUAAACUUCAGGCCAUGGCUGCCCCCAUGGUACUUCAGGUAAAACCUUCCCAGAAGAAGGUUAUUAUAACAGUAAAGUGAGGCUAAAGCUGGAAUGGGAUAUUCAACAAGCACAUAUACUAUAUUGCCAAAAGUAUUUGCUCACCCAUCCAAAUUAUCGGAAUCAGGUGUUGCAAUCACUUCCAUGGCCACAGGUGUAUAAAAUCAAGCACCUAGGCAUGCAGACUGUUUUUACAGUUUGGAGCUGGCCCCUUCCUCUUCCAACAUGACUGUGCACCAGUGCACAAAGCAAGGUCCAGAAAGACAUGGAUGACAGAGCCUGGUGUGGAUGAACUUGACUGGCCUGCACAGAGUCCUGACCUCAACCCGAUAGAACACCUUUGGGAUGAAUUAGAGCGGAGACUGAGAGCCAGGCCUUCUCGCCCAACAUCAGUGUGUGACCUCACAAAUGCGCUUCUGGAAGAAUGGUCAAAAAUUCCCAUAAACACACUCCUAAACCUUGUGGACAGCCUUCCCAGAAGAGUUGAAGCUGUUCUAGCUGCAAAGGGUGGACCGACGUCAUAUUGGAUUAGGAAUGGGAUGUCACUUAAGCUCAUAUGUGAGUCAAGGCAGGUGAGCAAAUACUUUUGGCAAUAUAGUGUAUGACUGAUGGAUAGGUGUCCACAAACUUUUGGCUGUAUAGUGUAUUUUGCUCAUCCAUCACCCGAUAUAGAAAAUGCAGACUAUAGUAGGACAUCUGGUUGACUACACGGCCAUCAUCAUCAGUACCAUAAUCAACGGACUGUGACUAAAUUCAAAAUCAUCCUUAUUUGCUUAUAAAUUCUUCUAUUUCCCAGCUCCAUAACGAUAACGUACAGAAGUAUUAAAGGUCUGUCAGUAUUGUAGACUGUAAAUGGGUUCGAGCUUGGCCUCUUCUCAUACCUUUAAAAGAGUGAACAAAAUAAUCCAGGACAGUAUUCCUGGCUCUUCAGGUAUUUAAGCUUUUAAUUUAUCCCUUUACUUGUCUCGCCCUCAUCAACCGCAAAACAAUGCCCCGCUUGAUCGUUACCACUCAAUUACAGAUUUGCUUUGGUGCUAAUCUCCGUCUCAUGUUGCUCAUGGGGUCUUCUAUCCAGGAAUGUAUUCAGGACAGUGCCAUCUAGACCUCUCUGUACAUUCAGUCGCCUAAUGAGCCAGAACUUUGCAGCUCAAAGUGGAAUUUUGUGUUUCCCUCCUUUCUCCAGGUGUUUUUUUUUUUUAAACAGGACACAGGUGAUGAAAACAGUGGCUUAUUCGAUUUGAAAGCUUCCCUAAAGCUGUGAAGAUACUUCUGUAAAUAAGUGCAUUCUUUGUCAAUAAUCAGUGAUAAAUAAUGUUUUUUAAUCCUCCAAUGAAAAUGUAAGAAUCAGCAGGUUUACUGCAGACUGGCUUUUUCGAUUGAACUGUUUCGCCUCUUAAACAGAAGUGUUUGACCAUCUACCUACUGCUUCUUUGAAAAGACUGAGCUUCACGUACAAGAUGGACAGCAAGCCUCGAAGCCGAGCCAAGUAAAAAUUCCUGGAGGUAAAUCUUUGUGGCCAAAUUACAGUACAUAUAUAUUUUUUUCCUGACUGAAUGACUGCAUUAUGAUCACUCGUAUGUAACAGAGAAGCACAGAGGAGAUGGUACAAGUGUGUGAUGUGUGUAAAUGGCCUGUGGAGAUGCUUGAGAGUUUGAUACGAUGUGCCUUUUCCUUCCACCGUAUGCAGUUUUACAAGUUCUUUGAUGAUGGUGGUUAUUAGUUGUAUGUUUGACAGUUGAAAUAAACCUAAACCGGUACUCAACA